AUGGAUGGGCAUGAUUGGGCGAUAGUUCAACUACAGCGACCACUUAUUUUCAACGAUACAGUUCUACCGAUUUGUCUACCUGUACCAGGACAGCCAAUCCAAGAAUUCCUGACAAUUUUCGGCUGGGGACGAUCCAAUGUGUUCUACGACAGCGGUCCGCUGCUUCGGGAGACUCCAAUGAGACUGGAUCGUAAAUGCAGAGCGCCCUGGAGUGAUGACAUGCCAACGAACGUGUCCGAUUAUAUUUGCACCAAAUCACUGAGACCAGAUGACUACGAAUCGGCACGCACUUGUCAUGGUGAUAGUGGGUCAGGAAUGCAACAGAAGGACAGAAACGGAAUUGCCACUCUGAUCGGCAUUACGUCGUUUGGAACAAAAGGCUGUCCACCAAACGAAUUGGCCAGAUUUACGCGAGUCGAUCGGUACCUCUAUGAAAUUUGCGUUACUACUGGUGUUUGCUAUUCAUUCGAGUGA
Molecule: messenger RNA, 474 nt
Organism: Anisakis simplex (herring worm)
Lineage: Eukaryota; Metazoa; Nematoda; Chromadorea; Rhabditida; Anisakidae
Source: the annotation of a GenBank genome assembly